AUGAGGAAGAUGCUGGCCGCUGCUGUCUCUCGCAUGCUGUCUGACAUCACCCCGAAGCCUGCUACUAGCAGAGUGCUGGUAGCAUCCUGUGACUAUUCAAAUGAUGCUACAUUUGAAAUUAAGAAAUGUGAUCUUUAUCGGUUGGAAGACGGUCCCCCUGUCACUGCAAUGCUCACCCGGGAGGACGGACUCAGAUAUUACAGGGUGAUGCAGACUAUUCGCCAAAUGGAAUUGAAGGCAGAUCAGUUGUAUAAACAGAAAUUUAUUCGUGGUUUCUGUCACUUGUGUGAUGGUCAGGAAGCUUGCUAUGUGGGUCUUGAGGCCGGGAUAAAUCCCAGCGAUCACAUCAUCACAUCCUAUCGGGCUCACGGUUUGUGCUACACUCGUGGACUUUCUGUCCAAUCAAUUCUUGCAGAGCUGACAGGACGAAGAAGUGGUUGUGCUAAAGGAAAAGGAGGAUCGAUGCAUAUGUAUACCAAGAACUUCUAUGGGGGCAAUGGCAUUGUGGGUGCUCAGGGUCAGAUAUCUGAAGCUUACAACAUGGCAGCUUUGUGGAAUUUACCUUGUAUUUUCAUCUGUGAGAAUAACCGCUAUGGAAUGGGAACAUCUGUUGAGAGAGCAGCAGCCAGCACUGAAUACUACAAGAGAGGCAAUUUCCUCCCUGGACUCAGGGUAGAUGGAAUGGAUGUUCUGUGUGUCCGCGAGGCAACUAAGUUUGCAGCUGACUACUGUAGAUCUGGAAAGGGGCCCAUACUGAUGGAGCUGCAGACAUACCGUUAUCACGGACACAGCAUGAGUGAUCCUGGAGUCAGUUAUCGGACACGAGAAGAAAUUCAGAAUGUAAGAAGUAAGAGUGAUCCCAUUAUGCUUCUCAGAGAUAAAAUGGUAAACAACAAGCUUGCCAGUGUUGAAGAACUGAAGGGAAUUGAUGUUGAAGUGAGGCAAGCAAUUGAUGAGGCAGCCCAGUUUGCUACAACUGAUCCUGAACCAUCUUUGGAAGAUUUAGGCCAGCACAUUUACAGCAGUAAUCCACCUUUUGAAAUUCGUGGUGCAAAUCAGUGGAUCAAAUUUAAGUCAGUCAGUUAA
Camelus dromedarius (Arabian camel) is the source of this 1086-nucleotide messenger RNA. RefSeq names its product pyruvate dehydrogenase E1 subunit alpha 2 (gene PDHA2). The record is from RefSeq and is a predicted model, not a curated record. Gene Ontology annotation, biological process: pyruvate decarboxylation to acetyl-CoA. The coding region runs from base 1 to 1086 and encodes 361 amino acids. The transcript is spliced from 2 exons. NCBI's taxonomy places the organism in Eukaryota, Metazoa, Chordata, Mammalia, Artiodactyla, Camelidae. Gene Ontology annotation, molecular function: pyruvate dehydrogenase (acetyl-transferring) activity.